AUGGAUGACAUCGCCAAAAACUGGAAAAUUCUAAGCGGAAUCACCCACUGGUUGGGCUUAUUAGACCCUCCACCACCCGGUCUUCGUCGCUACCUCAUCCACUAUGGCGAAAUGGCUGAAGCCACUUACGAUGCUUACAACAAAGUUAGCGUAUCAAAGAAUGCAGGGAAUUGCCGCUAUGCACGAAAAAAUCUGUUAUCGCGGGUCGGCUUAAUUGAAGGCCGCCCGUUGAGCCAAUACGAUGUGACUAAAUACAUUUAUGCCACAUCAGCUGUUGUACUUCCGGGUGCGUUCGUCAAUUCAGUUUCGAAACAGGCUUGGAGCAAGAAGUCCAAUUGGAUAGGGUUUGUGGCGGUGGCUACAGACGAAGGGAAGAAGGCGUUAGGGAGGAGAGACAUUAUGGUUGUUUGGAGGGGGACGGUUAACGCCUCGGAUAUGAUUCAUGAUAUGGAGUUCCCGUUGGUUUCGGGUCCGAAAAUAUUUGGGGUGCUUAACAAGGAUGACCCGAAAAUGCACCAAGGUUGGUACUCGAUCUACACGACUGAUGAUCCAAAUACACGUUACAAUAAAACAAGCGCUAGAGAUCAGGUAUUGAGCGAGGUGAAGAGACUAGUGAAUCAAUACAGGCUCGAGGAAAUUAGCUUGAGCAUAACUGGGCACAGUAUGGGUGCGGCAGUCGCGACAAUAAAUGCACUAGACAUAGUCAUAAAUGGACUCAACAAACAAUCGAUUGCUCCACCCAAAGCUUGCCCAGUGACUGUUUUCGGGUUUGCUUCACCUGGGGUUGGAGACUCCAACUUCAAUAAAGUUUUCACUCAACAGAAAGAUCUUUACUGCCUGCGGAUCCAAAAUGUGUUAGAUGUGGUUCCAAAAUACCCUCCAAUAGGGUAUAAGAAUGUUGGAAGUCAGAUGACGAUUGAUUUCAUGAAGUCUGAAUACUUGAAGAGUCCUGGGAAUCCUGGAAGUUGGCAUAGCAUGGAGGGUUAUAUGCAUGGAAUUGCCGGAACACAAGGAAGUUUGGGAGGGUUUAAGUUGGUAAUUAAUCGGGAUAUUUCUCUUGUUAACAAGUUUGCAGAUGUCUUGAAGGCUAAACAUGGUGUGCCUAGUUCGUGGUGGACUGAGAAGAAUACCGGUAUGGUUCAAAAGAAGGAUGGAACUUGGGAGUUGCAAGAUCAAGAAGAUCUUGAAUCUGAUCCUUGA
Cynara cardunculus var. scolymus (artichoke) is the source of this 1200-nucleotide messenger RNA. RefSeq names its product phospholipase A1-II 1-like. Gene Ontology annotation, biological process: lipid metabolic process. Bases 1 to 1200 code for a protein of 399 amino acids. The transcript has 2 exons. The record is from RefSeq and is a predicted model, not a curated record. Lineage: Eukaryota; Viridiplantae; Streptophyta; Magnoliopsida; Asterales; Asteraceae. Gene Ontology annotation, molecular function: glycerophospholipid phospholipase A1 activity.